AUGCCCGCAGACGAUCCCCAAGUAGCCACCAAGGCACCCGAGAACGAUGCGCAUGAGGACCAGGAGGAGGGACCCGUGAUCGCUGGCGACACUCCCGCUCAGUCGGGGCCCACGAUGGGCGAGCACUGUACCUCCGACCGACCGACUCCCCAAGGUGAGAAGCCGCAAGGCGAAAUCCGCAAGCUUGGUGGCAUCGAUGUCUACGUUACCAAGCCAGCCUCCUACCCGACCUCGCCCGCAAAGCUCCUGCUGCACCUGACGGGCGGCACGGGUCUCAAGUCUAUCAACAACCAGAUCCAGUCCGACCGGUUCGCUUCAGAGGGCUAUAUUGUAGUGAUGCCGGACUUGUUCGAAGGAGAUCCGGCCCCAAACUCCAAAACCUUUGAAGAAUCCUCAUCGGCCGAGGGCCAGACCCAAGAUGGCAGCGGGGGCUCCUCGUUCCUGGACAUGAUCAAACUCAAGGCGGCCGAGACGGCCAAGAGCUUCAUGAUUGACAUGUGGCUUGCACGCCACACCGAAGAAAAGGUCCUUCCCAUUCUCGAAAAGGUUAUUGACGCGGCCAAGGCCGAGUUUGCCGACGCUGUUGCUGCUGGUAACGGGGUUUAUGCUGUCGGCUAUUGUUUUGGUGCUCGCUAUGUCCUCCUCUUGGCUGCCGAGCGUCAGCAGAUCCAGUCGGGUUGGGGCGGUGCCCCCAAGCCAGAAGAUGAGGAGGCCGGGAAGACAAAUUCCAAGGGCCCGUAUAUCAAAGCUGGCGCACUUGCGCAUGCCACGCUGGUCAGUCCAGACGACUUUUUCGGUCUAAAGGUGCCCGUGAGCUUGGUUUGCGUAGAGAACGACCCAAUGUUCCCAGAUGAGGUGAGAAAGGCAGGCGAGGACACCCUGAGCAAGGAAGGCGUCGAGCAUGAGGUUCAGGUCUAUCCAGGCGUGCCCCAUGGCUUCGCAGUGGUCGGUGACUAUGCAGAUGCCCACAUCAAGGAUGCGCAAGUCACGGCUUACGAGCAGAUGUUGAAGUGGAUCAAAGAGCACUAG
Pestalotiopsis fici W106-1 is the source of this 1029-nucleotide messenger RNA. RefSeq lists its product as uncharacterized. The coding region runs from base 1 to 1029 and encodes 342 amino acids. Lineage: Eukaryota; Fungi; Ascomycota; Sordariomycetes; Amphisphaeriales; Sporocadaceae. The record is from RefSeq and is a predicted model, not a curated record. Gene Ontology annotation, molecular function: hydrolase activity. The transcript has 4 exons.